AUGUCGAGAUUCGUGUCUGCGGGGGCGAUUAAUGCCGAGACGGGCGAGGCUGUGGUUGCUGAUGAUAAGUUGACAACGACGACGACGACGUCGACGACUGUCGGCGGAGCUGGAUCUGAAGCUGGAGCAGGAGCAAGAACUACAGUCGAAGCAAAGAAGAGUGCCGAGUGGGAGAUUGUGCAGAGGGAGCUCGAGGCCGAGAGGAAGAGGAGGGAGGAGGCGAGGAUCAAGAGCGUCGAGGGCGGGGAGAAGAGUCUUUAUGAUGUUCUGCAGGCUAAUAAAGCCGCGAAACAAGCCGCCUUUGAAGAGGCGAAUAAGAUUAGGAACCAGUUCCGGGCGCUCGACGACGACGAGAUUGAUUUCCUGGACGAGGUGAGGGCUUCGAAGCGGGCUGCUGAGGAGAAGGUGAGGAGGGAGACGGAGGAGGGGCUCGCUGCGUUUCGGAGGGCGCGUGGCCAGGAGCAGGGGGUGAAGCGGGCUGGUGAGGGUGAUGAUGAUGCUGUCAGCGGUGGUGGUGAUGUUGCCGCCGGUGUGGCGGAUUCUACGCUGCCGGAUGGGGCGGAUGGUGGUGAUGAGGAGUGGGCUGUUGGGCCUAGGAAGAGGCGGAGGAAGGAGAAGGGGUUUGGGGUCAAGAGGGAGAGGGGGGAUGAUGGCAAGGUUGAGGAGGAGAAGAAGAAGAAGAAGGCGGGUGGGGAGGGGGAUGGCGAGGUGAAGGGUGCUUUGAAGGGUGUUGGAAAGGGGGGCUUGCCUGUGCCGGCGGCUACGAGUAUACCUGUCCCUGCUGCGCCGGUAAAAGGGAAGCCGAGUCUCGUGGCGUACGGGUCUGAUUCGGACGAUGAGUGA
Molecule: messenger RNA, 843 nt
Organism: Colletotrichum orchidophilum
Lineage: Eukaryota; Fungi; Ascomycota; Sordariomycetes; Glomerellales; Glomerellaceae
Exons: 2
Coding region: 1-843 (280 amino acids)
Cellular component (GO): nucleus
Source: RefSeq, a predicted model, not a curated record